GGUAAUCAAUAGUUAUUUACAUAAAAUAUAUAUGAUAUUUGUUGCUCCAUGCAAGUAGUUGAGAGUAAUUAGGAUGAAUAGAGUGAAAAAAGGGCAAGAAAAGAGUGAAAUUAUUGAAGAAAUGGCAGAUGAAAUUAAAACUAUGUCCAAAGAGGACAAUGAAGAAGAUGUAAUUCUUCCAGGAUUUCGAUUUCAUCCAACUGAUGAAGAGCUUGUUGGGUUUUAUCUACGACGCAAAGUCGAAAACAAAAGAAUCAACAUGGAAGUCAUCAAACACAUUGAUAUUUACAAAUAUGAUCCUUGGGAUCUUCCAAAAUUAGUAGAGGAUAAAGAAAUGUAUUAUUUCUGCAUGAGGGGAAGAAAAUACAAGAACAGUGUAAGACCAAAUAGAGUAACAAAAAGUGGAUUUUGGAAAGCAACUGGUAUUGACAAGCCUGUUUAUUCUUCUACUACACAAUGCAUUAUUAUUGGACUCAAAAAAUGUUUAGUUUAUUAUAGAGGAAGUGCUGGCAAAGGCACUAAAACUGAUUGGAUGAUGCAUGAGUUUCGUCUCCCACCAACUUCCAAUGCUAAUCACCAAGCUGAAGUUUGGACCCUAUGUAGAAUAUUCAAGAGGAGUACUUCCACUUACAAGAGAUCAUCAUACAGUACACAAGAAGUGAAGCAUCUACUUGGGGAUGCAAGUUCUAAAGCAUGUAGCAUGGAAUCUGAUGAAAACAGUACUGAUCAUGACCAUUCCAAUAGCUUUAAAGAUAUAUCUUUUCAACAACAAAAUUAUAAUAAUUAUGAAGCUCAAAUGGAUGAAAUUAGGAACCAACAAAAUCUAAUAUCUCAUGACUCUACAUUCCCAUCAUCAAGCUCAAUUAGCUUUUGGAACACAAAUAGUACUCAAGAGGAGUACUUGUUUGGUGAUCAUGGGAAUAAAUGGGAUGACCUCAAAUCAAUAGUUGACUUAGCAACAAUGAUGUAGAUGAAAAACAAAAAUGGUGAGUAUUAGUGUGCGUACGCAAAACUUUUCGUAAGUGGUAUUGAUCAUAUAUUAGCUCAUGGGCUUAGGAUAUUUGGUAAUGUGUGGUUUUUCUAAUAUUUUAUUCUUGUAUGCAACUUUUUCAAGUCGUAUUGAU
This is a messenger RNA of Solanum stenotomum, 1124 nucleotides long. Its product is annotated as transcription factor JUNGBRUNNEN 1-like. Bases 74 to 970 code for a protein of 298 amino acids. Lineage: Eukaryota; Viridiplantae; Streptophyta; Magnoliopsida; Solanales; Solanaceae. Gene Ontology annotation, biological process: regulation of DNA-templated transcription. The transcript has 3 exons. Gene Ontology annotation, molecular function: DNA binding. The record is from RefSeq and is a predicted model, not a curated record.